GCAGUGAGUUUCCUGGUGUCUGGUUCAUAUGCAGAUCACGUGGUACAGAACUGGACCAAUAUAAUUGCGAGUCGUGUUGUACGGCCCAAAUAUUAAAAACACCAGUGUCAGUUUUGGUCAUUUUUAACGGUGCUGUCAGCGAGACCAGAAGCAUGGCCACGGCACAGUCAACACUGAUGUUCGCAGUGUGCAUUUUGAUGAUAACAGAACUCAUACUGGCCAGAAAGGACUACUAUGACAUCCUUGGUGUGCCAAAAGAUGCUUCCGAACGUCAGAUCAAAAAAGCUUUUCACAAGCUUGCCAUGAAAUAUCACCCCGACAAGAACAAGAGCCCCGAUGCGGAAACCAAGUUUCGAGAGAUUGCAGAAGCAUACGAAACACUAUCAGAUGAGAAAAGAAGGCGAGAGUAUGACCAAUCAGGAUACAACACAUUCAGCAAUGAAGACAUGAACGGAGGAGGAGGGCAGCGUUUUCAUCAUUCCUUUGAUUUUAACUUCGACGACAUGUUCAGAGACUUUGACAUCUAUAGCCAAAACAGGCAUGCUCGUCCAAAACGGCACUUUGACGAGCACUUCAGGGCCCACCAGCAAGCGCACAACCGCCAUAAGAGACACUUCCAGGGUACUUUUGGUACCGGAGUCUUUGAGGACAUGUUUGAAGACAUGGAGAAGAUGUUUACAUUUGACCGACACAUAAAAAGGACAGAGAGCAGGUUUCAGGGCACAGCCAAACAACACUGCAGAACUGUGACCCAGCGACGAGGAAACAUGGUCACCACGUACACAGAUUGCACCUCAUCCUCCUGAACAUCAGAGUGGACCAUCACAGUUCUAUUUUAUGCCUGAUUUAGAUGGAGUUAUUCAUUUGCUGCUGUGAUAAGUGGGGUUUGAUUUUACAUGUGACUGAUCUGUUAUUUAUGAUGAUAAUAGGUGCGUUUGGAGUUCUUAUUGGUUUGAUUGAGAUUUGUGAUUGACCCUAUGUUGGAUAGUGGCCUUUUGAAGGAGUAGUACACCCCAAAAUGAAAAUUUGCUGAAAAUGUGCUCACCCUCAGUCCACCUAAGUUUGUUUCUUCAUCGGAACAGAUUUGGAGAAAUGUAGCAUUACAUCACUGGCUCACCAAUGGAUCCUCUGCAGUGAAUGGGUGCCGUCAGAAUGAGAGUCCAAACAGCUGAUAAAAACAUCACAGUAAUCCACAAUACUCCAGUCCAUCAAUUAAUGUCUUGUAAAGUGAAAAGCUACGUUUUUGUAAGAAACAAAUCCAUCAUUAAGGCGUUUCACCUUUAAACCACCGCUUCUGGCCAAAAUAUGAGUUAAUAACGCUUCAUCCAGUGAAAAAGCCCAUGCCCUGUUGUCCUCUCGCAUCAAAAUCCAACCUAAUUUUUGUUUAGAACUUUAUUGAACUGUUUUCUCUUGUAAACAGUGCUUGAUCUGUGCAUAUUUCUCUCCUGAUGCAGACAAGAUGUCUUUUUCACUGGAGAAAGCAAUAUUAUAAACAGAGGACUCAUAUUUUAGCUGGAAUUAAAAGUUAAAAACAUCUUAUUGAUGUAUUUGUUUCUUACAAACAUGCAGCUCUUCACUUCAUAAGACAUUAAUUGUUGGACUGGAGUUGUGUUGUGAGUUAUUGUGAUGUAUUUAUCAGCCUUUCAACUUUCAUUCUGACGGCACCCAUUCGUUGCAGAAAUAUGUAUUUUCAGCAUAUUUUCAUUUUUGAGUGAACCAUUCCUUUAAUAGACUGAGAGUUUAUUUUUAGGCAUUUGAUGAGUUUUCUUUCAUCCCUGCAGCACUAAAUUAAAAACAAAAAUUGUUAUUGAUUUGUUAAUGACAAACUACAUUUGAUGACCCUCUAAUAUUAGUGUGCAUUUAUGUUUAAAUUGCACUUUCUUGAUCAUACGAAGCAAGUCGUUAUACGCACAAAAAAAGUUUUCAUUGUUAGCUACCAAAAUCCCCUACUAUACUGAAAGAACAAAGGUGCUGAAAUCCUGAAUCAUAAUUUGAUGAAAGCAUCAGACAGAUCAUUUAGCUCCGUUAUCUUCUCUUCUUAUCCAAGGUUGUAUAUUUUGUGUUGGUGCUGAACGCUCAUGAUAUGAAUCUUUGGGAUUCACAUCUUCAUGAACUGGUCUCUUAUUUUUAUGUGAGGCUAAACAAAUGUUUGCUGCAUUGCUGUGAAUAAUUUAGUUUAUUAUAUUGAAGUAGUUUCUUUCAAACUCUCACUUGUUAGAUGGAGAGGUGCCUUUCCCACUCAUUGUGGUAGACUGAGUUUAAUGUAAUCAGAUUGGAGCACUUUUAUGACCCCGUGUGUAUUAUAGUUUGCAUGGCUGAGAGAAAGUAGGUCUCAAUUUUUGUCAUGGACAUCGGUCACCCGGUUGGGUUUGUAAACGGCUUUUGUUUUAGGAAAGUACAACAAGUCUGACAUUGUUCUCUGAGCCAAAGUGCAUUUUGGCUGAACAUUUUGUAUGUUUGUAACAAAACAUAAGAGUUGAGAUUGUUUUUAUAUGGCAGUGUUACCCCUAAAAUAAAAAAGGCAAGGGGAAUGUACCAACUUAGCAUUUGCCUAACAAUUUUUUCUUUUGUAAAUAUGAUGUAUAACCCAGCUGUGUUCCUGUAUGACUUCACCUGUGACCUGUUUUGUUGAAUCAUCCUGUGUGCAAUAUUUAAAGGCAGCUCUCAAGUUGUUUUAACUGUUUCCCGCUGACAUAGUUGUUAUGAAAUGAGUCUCGGUAGACUCAUCUGGCACUUUCUUUAUUGUAAUCCUAUGGAUGAAAAAUAAAUCUGAAAUAGGCAAUUUGAACCCAGAUGUAUGUAUACUUGGGUUAACAAUAAAUAGUGUUGAAAACUG
Molecule: messenger RNA, 2836 nt
Organism: Onychostoma macrolepis
Lineage: Eukaryota; Metazoa; Chordata; Actinopteri; Cypriniformes; Cyprinidae
Gene: dnajb9a
Product: DnaJ heat shock protein family (Hsp40) member B9a
Exons: 3
Coding region: 153-806 (217 amino acids)
Cellular component (GO): endoplasmic reticulum
Molecular function (GO): misfolded protein binding; protein-folding chaperone binding
Source: RefSeq, a predicted model, not a curated record